AUGCCACUCCAAAUACAGCGAACCAAGAAGGAUGGAAGGAAGAGGGCACUGUCGACAGUGUCUAAUAUUACAAAUGUACAGGGUCCUGUCGCCAGCGUGAAAACGUCUGAGAACGCCUCGCCGUCACAACGGGCUGGAUCAAAUCAAACAAAGCCCGCUGUUGAGACACAGGCCCAGAAACCGGCUACUUCAGCGAAGAAAAUACCGGAUGUGUUUCAGUUCCUCGACGAGAACGAUGACGAGUCAUCAUCCGAAGCAACCUCGGAUUCGUCAGAUUCAUCGGAGUCAGACUCAUCAGAGGAUGAAGAUCCGGCACCUCCACGAUCUGUGCAAAACCCCACCAAUAUCCAAGCUCCUAAACCGCGGGGAAAGCCAGUACCACAUGGGGUCUUGGUAUCAGGAGGUAAUACACCUCCAAAGACCGCUGUACCUACGUCUCCAACAUCAAAGAGUCCCAAGGAACAGCGCCGGCCCUCAGCAUCCCACGCUCCCUCUACGGGCAAUCAAUUACAGAUAACCCGAAAGCAAGCCAACCGAAAACCAAGUCCAAUCUCGACCACUUACCCAGUAUCUGGAAAGGGACAACUAGAACUGUCUCGACCAGAGAGCUACUACGGAAGAGACGAAGCAGCUUUCCACAGACCACCACUGCCCCCAUCUCCCCCAAGAAGCCCAGAAGACAGUCUCCACCACACGACACCAACAAAGCGACGAGACUCAACAGCAUCCCACGUGCCAUCAGGCUACGGCCUCAUCGCCUCACACAUAACCAAGUCCAACCAAGAAGACAAACCCGGGUUCCCCCCUCUAUACCGACGCUUCGAAAGCGUCAACCACCGCGUCCUCCUUCACCUCCAGGAUGAGAUCUCACAAAUGGAAGAGGACCUCCACACUCUAGAUGAGUACGAGGAAAUGCACCGAAUCGGCACAGCAGAGCAAGAAGGCACAAAGCCCCUACCCGCUUCCAGGCGCCGCGAUUCCCAAGCCCAGGUCUAUUCGUCACUCCACUACCGCCGCAUGGAUCUCAUGGGUGCUCUAAUCCAAAAAACCGAGCAAUAUAACAAUGCCCUAAGCUCCUACAGCAAAGUCCUCCAAACCCUACCCAAAGCCUCGGAAAAAGACAUCGAUGGCUAUCGCAUCUGGAUGAAAGAAAAUCAUCCCAUCGCUUCAUCCGAGACUCGAUUCUUGAACCACGAUGCUGAUCUCGUUUCCCUCACGCCGCGACUCGCUGCAGGAGCUGCCUCGGCCCCUGUUUACAUGGCUAUCAUCAUUGCCUCUGGCGCCCUGCUUCUGCCGCUACUGGCGUUUAGCAUGAUUGCAGAAUUCUCCGGCCGUCUAGUUGUUGUGACAGUCGUUGGCGGUGCUGCUGCUGCCAUUGCGGCGAAUUAUUCGGCUGGGAUUGAUACUCUUGUUGAUUCGAGGGAUGGGUGGCGGUGUGCUACUAUAUACUUUGGAUUCAUGACCAUUGCUGCCAUGUUCAUUCCCUGA
This is a messenger RNA of Penicillium antarcticum, 1488 nucleotides long. RefSeq lists its product as uncharacterized. The record is from RefSeq and is a predicted model, not a curated record. Lineage: Eukaryota; Fungi; Ascomycota; Eurotiomycetes; Eurotiales; Aspergillaceae. Bases 1 to 1488 code for a protein of 495 amino acids. The transcript is spliced from 3 exons.